Molecule: messenger RNA, 2023 nt
Organism: Trematosphaeria pertusa
Lineage: Eukaryota; Fungi; Ascomycota; Dothideomycetes; Pleosporales; Trematosphaeriaceae
Exons: 1
Coding region: 261-1871 (536 amino acids)
Biological process (GO): mitotic centrosome separation; chromosome segregation; microtubule nucleation
Cellular component (GO): centrosome; kinesin complex; kinetochore
Molecular function (GO): microtubule binding
Source: RefSeq, a predicted model, not a curated record
AGUGGCUCACGUCGCAGCCCCCGCCCCGCCGCCAUGGCAGACGACACACCCUCUUCCCCUCCGAGCGGCGGAUGGAGCAGCAUGGAGGAAGAGCUGGCCUACUACAAGUCCCAGUACGAGACGCUCGAGGUCGAGCUGCAGGAAUUCCAGGCCUCGAGCAAGGAGCUGGAGGCGGAGCUGGAAAGGGACAUAGAUGAGAGCGAGAAGCGGGAGCGCAAACUGCAGGAGAAAGUGGAAGGGCUUGGAUUUGAGGUUGACGAAUGGAAGGUAUGUGCCUCUUCUUUCCGCGAGACGUGCUGCUCUGGAGCCGCUUUGUGCCAUCCCACCGGCUGGACGCUGACCUAUAUCCACAGACAAAAUACAAGCAGAGCAAGACCGAAGCCAAUAAUGCGCAGAAUACGCUGCAGAAGGAAAUCACAACCCUGCGCGACUCCCAGCGGACACUACAGCUUAAGCUGCGGGACAUCGAAGUGCAGAACGACGACUUCGAGCGCCAGGCGCGCAACACAACUUCGUCGCUGGAAGACCUAGAAUCCAAAUACAACGUGGCCAUCGAGCGCACGGUGAUGCUCGACGAGGAGAUCAAGAUCGGCGAACAGGAACGAGAGGCGCUGAGGAUAGAGAACCAGCGACUGCGAGACGAGCUGUCCGAUCUCAGGAUCGAGGCCGAAAUUGUGCAGGAGAAGCUGCGCAUCGCAGAAGAGACGAUCGAGAGGCAUCAUCAACGCAAGACCUCAAAUCUGCUCGCAGGUGAUUCUUUGCGGCCUCGCUCACCAGUCUCAGAAGCGUCCACCUCCGCCACAACCCUCUCAUCACCCACGACCGCGUCCACCCCACCCCACUCGAAGUCCGACACAGUGCAUCCAGAUGCGACGCCGCCAUCCCCGCCUUUAUCGGAAGCCUCCGUCACCGCGAAGCGCGUACCUUCCACACCCAUGCCUUCUCGGAAAAGCUCGAUCGCGCUUGACCCCUCUACCACACCUCGUCCAGGCUUUUACCAGUCGAGGCCGCCGCGGCACUCAAGGGGGCCAAGCAUUCCCAUGUCGGCCAAGGCAGCAAGUACAACUAGUAGUCGUGCCACGCCUUCAAUUCGGACAACUGCUCCAGCGCAAAGGGGUCCCAGGCCGAGUGUGGGAGGAAAUGCUCCUGCGGGUGGUCUGCCGAGGUCUGGCUCUCUGUACCAGAUUCGAGGGCUGAUUGGCAAGAUGCAGAAGCUAGAGGAACGAGUAUAUUCUGCAAGAUCGAAACUCCCGGCUCCGACAAACACCCCGCCGCGUGCGAGUCCCCGAAACGGAAGCGCUCUUGGGCAUCAUAUACCGAACACCGUGACCGUCAGAAGCAACAGAAAACGAGCAUCCCAGGCGUCGGUAGCCUCUUCUAUGAGCGGCAUAGGCGAUUCUGGUGUCAGCCGGCUCUCUUUCGGUAUAGCGGGCGGCUCGCGGGAACCCAGCAGCAGCCGGCCCAGCAGUCGAGCCUCAGUGACGUCUCAGUCCGGGCUGCAAAGACCAGGCAGCAGGAGCAGCGUGCGGACGCCAUUGGGCCACUACUCGACAUCUUCAAUCAGCGGAGUGGAAGGGCGGCUCCCACGCCCGCGGAGCUCCAUGAGCGGACAGUCCGGCGGAUACAGUCACUCCCAUUCUAUAUCCCUGUCGAGCAACUUGCGGGACGCAGAGGCGGACACCCACAGUGACGGUAGCAGCUCUGUCACUCCAGUGGCUCGGCGGAUGACAUUGGACAAGUCUGGCAUCCCCACACCGAGCGGAAUCCCUCGGCGGCAGAGCGCGGGGCGGAGGACAAGCUCAGGCCUAGAAGGCGACAUGGGUCCACCUGCACGGCCGCGCAAGAUGAGUGAGGUACAGGAGAGUUUCUGAGCGGCCCGGCAGAGGGUGAUUGGGGCGGGUUCCUGCAUGUGAAUACGCAUUUCUUCUUGGUAUAUGAUUCGACGGGCCUUAUACCUUACGGUCUUUAGCAUGGGCUUGGAGUUGGGGCAACCGUCAGGUCGAUCAGGGCUUGAUGACAAUCG